Molecule: messenger RNA, 1305 nt
Organism: Lachancea mirantina
Lineage: Eukaryota; Fungi; Ascomycota; Saccharomycetes; Saccharomycetales; Saccharomycetaceae
Source: the annotation of a GenBank genome assembly
AUGAGCGCGGUAAGCAAAACCGGAGUGACCCGGCGGGCUAGGUCAGAUUCCAGCAGCAAUGGUAUGGCUUCUCAUGUUAUGCAAGAUAUUGUGAUACCCGCGACGGCCCCUCGUUCGCGGUACACCCAUAUAAUAGUCCUAAAAUCACUAAACAACACUUUCGAGACCAAGUUUCUGGUAGUGCCUUUCAAGCCUGAAGGCCUCAAACUAGGACGUCCGGUGGUGAAUUCUGGAGCGCAAGCGAAUGGUAGGCAAGAAGUGCCGCCACAAGUGCGUUCAGACAAUGGACACUUCGAUUCUAGGGUACUUUCUAGAAACCAUGCAUCUCUUAGUUGCGACUCGUUCAACGGCAAGAUUUACAUCAGGGACCUGAAAUCGUCGAAUGGUACCUUCGUUAAUGGCACCAGGAUCGGCCAAAGUGACGUGGAGCUUAAGGUCGGCGAUGUAGUGGAUCUGGGAACUGACAUCGACGCUAAGUUUGAGCAUCGCAAGAUAAGUGCCAUCGUUGAAGAUAUAUCUGUCAUUCCACUUAUUCAGGAUGCUGAGACGUCUUUUAAUAACUCUGAGAAAACUGGUAAUGAGAACUUGAGCCCGGAAGCCGGCAACAGCGUGGCUCCCAACGCGCAGCGUGCAGCUUUCGAAGCAGCUAUGUUUGGAGAUGUCAAUAACUUGUACUUGGAGGAUUCCGUGCUGAGCACGGAGACUGAGAUUCUGAGCGGAAUCUUCAUUAAUAACUCGAUCGGAACAAGCUCGAAUCUCAUUAAAGUCAUCAAGACGUUGAUGACCGAAAUUACGUUAGAGAAACAUGAGUUUGAAAAGCUCAAGUCGGUUGAAAACUUUCUCAUCAAUUACACGACCAACAUGGAGUAUAUCAACAAGCUUCGAGUCGAAAACAAUGAUAUGCAACUUCUGAAUUUGCAAACCUCGCUUAGACAGAAGCUUAAUGAUAAGCACGAAAAGCUCACAAAGGAAUGCACCGAUCAAGUAAGAGCAGCUAAACAAGAAUUGCAAGAGAAGACAAGCGAAGUCGAGGCCAAAGAGCUACAACAUUUGAGGCAAGUAGAAAAGCUGGCCAGAAAAGUGGAUGACUUGCAAACUCUUCUAGAAGUUGAAAAAUACAAAAACAAAGAGUUCACGAAAGUAUCCACUAUAGAGGAGAGCGCAACCCAGAAGGGAGAACCGAAGCUUGAUGCAAAAAUUAAGCAGGAGCCGGACAAACCAAUUUUACGGGGGAAAUCUGCUCUUUUGUUGAGUGCAUUGUCUGUUGGUGCCUUGGCAGUCGCAUUUCAAUACUCUUCGAGGUAG